Parus major (Great Tit) is the source of this 495-nucleotide messenger RNA. It is a transcript of the gene NPW, whose product is annotated as neuropeptide W. Gene Ontology annotation, molecular function: G protein-coupled receptor binding. The transcript has 2 exons. The coding region runs from base 67 to 495 and encodes 142 amino acids. Gene Ontology annotation, biological process: G protein-coupled receptor signaling pathway; feeding behavior. The record is from RefSeq and is a predicted model, not a curated record. Lineage: Eukaryota; Metazoa; Chordata; Aves; Passeriformes; Paridae.
CGCGGGGCAGCCGUCGCUGGGGUGCCCGGGGCCGGGCACAGCCCUGCCCGCACCCUGCCCCGCACCAUGGCGAGGGGACAGCUGUCGGGGGGAGCCUGGGGGGCCCUGGUGCUGCUGGGGCUGAUGCUGCCGGCCGCCCCGGCGGGCGCCUGGUACAAGCACGUCGCCAGCCCCCGGUUCCACACGGUGGGUCGCGCCUCGGGGCUGCUGAUGGGGGUCCGCCGCUCUCCCUACCUCUGGCGGCGGGAGCUGCCGGCCGAGCCCCCCCGGCACCCCGGGACCCCCGCCGGGGACAGCCCCCCGCCCCCGGGCCGCCCCGCCGGGCAGAGCCCCCCGGCCGCCGCCCCGGCCCCGCCGCCGCCCGGCCCCGGCCGCCUCCUGCAGCGCCUGCUCCGGCGGGGCUGGGGCGGCCCCCGGCCGGCACCCGCACGGCCCCCGCCCGGCCCCCGCCAGCCCCAGCUCUUCCCGCUUGAGGACCUGGCUCUGACCCGCUGA